UGCAACAGAGGGAGCUUUGUGCCUGGCACUAGAGCCCUCAACAGCCGCAAGGCCUGCCCUUGUCGCUGCGAUGUUGUUGGUGGCGGACCCCGGCUGCUGCAGUAUGGUUUGUCUCAGCCUAGGACCUGGCCGGACAAGCCGGUAUGUACGUAUCAAUGAUCAUCGGAUCGAAACCGCCAGCACACUUGGGUUGUCUAAGAAUGGCACCUGAGCUCCAGUCGUCAAUCACAGCAGCUUUGCAAGUGUCGGCAGAGUCAUCGGAGCAGGAGCAAGGGCAGAACGAGCGACAUUACGGACGUACACCAACAGGAAUCCAUCAAGGGACGAAGGUCAAGGACAUCCAAUUCACCAUGGAUCAAAAUGCCGAUCCCCCGGAUUUGUGCGGUGGAGGUGCUGGAGUGAUCGGCUUGGCAUUGACUAAUAAUAAUUACUCUCCAGUCUCAUGCUGGACGGAGGACGCAGCAAAGUCCGAGCAACAUAUCACCCAGCGGUCUUUUUUACAUCCAGCGAUAAUAUCCCUAGUUCUGGAGAAGCAUUGGGGAAGUGCUGCUGGAUUCCGCUGGAGCUGCACAAAGGCAGUCCGCUGGUGCAGAUGGUCUGCCCACUCACUGUCUUUGCAGUCCAGCCCCUUCUCGGUUUUUCUUGCAGCAGCGCUAAGAAUGGAGCAGUAUCCGUACACACAGAGGGCUUCACAAUCUUCUGUUGGCUCAGGGCUGAUGGUCCGCCAGAGUCUUGACAGUACGCCAAGCGCUUGGCCGCAGGGUCCAGAUACAAUACGGAGCAUCCCGUCAACUGGGUGGCCGGCUGGGAGGAAAACUCUUACAUGGGCUGUGGACGCACUCCCUUCGCGCGGAGGCUCCCGGACUCGAUACGCGGGCUGUAAUUGCUCCGCCGCUGUCCGCUGCAUGUGUCGAGGUCUGGGCUCGGUCUGGGCGAAGCUGGGCGCGAUGCAAUAUUUGAUGCUGGUGCCCGCCCCGGUAGGGACGGCCUCGCCAGCGGCCCAGCGCUAUUAUCGUUGGCCAAGCCUUUUGAGAGGCCGCCCCUGGAGGCUUGGCUUGGCCAGCCUUCUCCCCGCAUUCUCGUCUCAGGGUUGAGAAGCAGCAGUCCGACGAGAGGGGCCCAAGACUCCAAGAGCACCUCUCCUCGAUGUGAUGAAUGGCCUGCCAUGUUAACUUGCUGAGGGUUGGGCGAUCAUCAGCUCGAGGGCACGCAGGCAAGGCUGCACAGCACUACCGAGUGACGCCGUCAGGAGGCUAGUCACUUUGAUUGUUGAGGUUUGGCGCACCGAAACAUGAGGCACCACGUGCUUAUAUCCGUGCCGCUCACGCAACGGGCACAGACAUGGGCGAAAUGGGCAAUGAUUGCCUCUACUAGCGAUUAC
Emericellopsis atlantica is the source of this 1381-nucleotide messenger RNA. RefSeq lists its product as uncharacterized. The transcript has 4 exons. Bases 144 to 1094 code for a protein of 316 amino acids. NCBI's taxonomy places the organism in Eukaryota, Fungi, Ascomycota, Sordariomycetes, Hypocreales, Bionectriaceae. The record is from RefSeq and is a predicted model, not a curated record.